AAGGAUUCCCGGAUAUUAAGCACGUUUUUUUACAGUGUCUUUUACUUUCUCUGCCUAAACUAUUAUGGAUUAAAAUGUAUUUCAGGAUUUUAUUUUAAAGUUUGUGGAACAAUAAUUAGUAGUAUUUAUAUUUCUAGUAUUUUCUCUGUAUAAAAUCAUAAAUCAUAUUUCAGUUGAACUAUUUAAGAUAUUAUAGUUAAAUCUUUAUGUGUAAAAUAAAUAAAAAAAAACCCUGCAAGCCAACCACGUAUUUCCAAACAGCAUAUUUAAUAUAAUAUUCUGAACAUUCAAGUGAAAGCUGCUUCAGUUAGUUGCUUGACAAAAAGAAAAUAUGCAGCACAUUCAAAGCAGCCACUAUUCUGUACUUGUAGUUUGAAGAAGUUCCUUCUUCUGGACAGUUAUUGUGCAGCCAGUUUCCUUUUGUAUUGUUUUGUUGCUGGCAGCAGUUUGCCGUUGAGUAGAUUACAUUUGGCAGUUAUUCUUACCAGAUUAUUUUAAAACUUGUUGGCAAUACAGGACCCAUCAUUGGGAGUAAUUUAAAUAAUCAUUAUUCUGAGCCAAAGCACUGUUAUGUUCAAAGCCGCCAUACAUAUAUCAGACAGCGAGGCCCCUCUGAAGAGAGCCCAAGAUAUAGCCAACCCUCUAGUAGAGUGCACGGCUACUCUCCCAGGUGGGGGUAAGCCUGCAGUGUCAUAAGCCUCAGCAACCGUGUCAGCAAUCCAAUGCAACAGUCGCUGCUUUGAGAGGGGCUGUCCUAGGGUCCGGAUACCGUAACAGACAAAGAGCUGGUCAGUAUGAGACGGAUGGCUCGCUUGCAGAGCAAGGCGGCCACUUCCUCUUUGAGUACCGAGGCCUGAUGAGGGUCCGACAUGAAAGUGUGCGAGGCUCCUCGGAAGGGGGGAGGUCUCAAACGGAACUGCAACGCGUAACCGUUGUGUAAGGUAGCGAGCACCCAGGAGUCUGAGGUGCAAGGGCUUGCCCUUAAAGGCCAGAUAUAUGGAGCAGCAUACUAGAUAUGAGGCGGAGCUCCGUGGCCACCAGCUGUGGGAGCAGGGUCUCCGUGAGCACGCCAUCCUGGUACGCGGUGACAAUACUCGGGUGAUGGCUCGGCCAUGGGAGACUCAGCGUCUACUGUUGUACCGAGCACCAUGCAUAUCAGGCACUGAUUGCACUGUGUAUCGUGAGCACUACGUGCACCGAAUAUAGUGUAUACCGAGUUCACAGUGUGCACCAGUUGCACGGAGCACCCAUGCGUACCAGAGAGCCGAGGGAUAUAUACGCACUUUGUGCAUAGAGCACCGUGUGCAAUGAGCACCGUGCACACCGAGGUACAGAAACACCGGGGGGCAGCUAUGCAGCAUGUCUACCCUAACCACGUAGUCAUACACCUGGUCAGUGCAUAGCAUGCACCAGGGAGACACAAGGGCUGAAGCCACGGCGGGUGAGCUGAAAAGCAAACAGCAAACACAAGACAAGCGAGCAGGCUGCUGAAGACAGAAAAAUAAACUUCAGUUAGGAGUCACUGAUUCCGGGAAAGUGACAAGCCGGCUUUCAGCACGAAUGCAGGGGAACUGCAGUCGACUCAGGAAGCUCUUUUUACAAACAACGCUCAGUUAAACACAGAGGUCUUACCAAACCAUCUUGAGAAGCAAAAAGAGAAAUAGCUUCCUCGGGAUGAUGGUUUUAAUCCCUCGGUGGGCGGGACUGAGUGCAUCAUCCCAGGAAGGGGCCUAUCGGCAUGCUCUGAUAUAAAGAGCUCUGUAAUACCUACCCAAUGGGCAGGGAUAUCCCAUACAUAAUGUUGUUGUUGGUCGUCUUCGAAUUGAAAGGGAUCGAAUGCACUAGAGCAGGGGUUCUCAACCCUGGUCCUGGAGACCUACUGUCCUGGUGGGGGUUCUCAACCCUGGUCCUGGAGACCUACUGUCCUGGUGGGGGUUCUCAACCCUGGUCCUGGAGACCCACUGUCCUGGUGGGGGUUCUCAAACCUGGUCCUGGAGACCCACUGUCCUGGUGGGGGUUCUCAACCCUGGUCCUGGAGACCCACUAUCCUGGUGGGGGUUCUCAACCCUGGUCCUGGAGACCCACUGUCCUGGUGGGGGUUCUCAACCCUGGUCCUGGAGACCCACUGUCCUGGUGGGGGUUAUCAACCCUGGUCCUGGAGACCCACUAUCCUGGUGGCUUUUGUUCCAACCCGAGUUCUUGGAAGCAGCUGAGAGAGACGCAGGCAGAACUACAACAGAGAAUCUUGGAGAGACUGAAAGAAUUGGGGGAGCUGAAACAGGCUGUGCACUUACUGAAAAGCACAGCACAGACAGAAAUAAAGGAAAGUAAGAUGAUAUUUACUGCGCUAAUCCGAUCCAUUAAGAGAGUCCGCGCUGAGGUUCUUGUGCUGAUAGAAGCUAAUGAGAAGGCUUCAGUGAAUCAGGCUGAAGGACUCAUAAAGAGACUGGAGCAGGAGAUUGAUGCGCUGAGGAGGAGAAACGCUGAGCUGAAACAGCUUUCAGAAACAGAGGAUCACAUCCAUUUUCUACAGAAUUUCCAGGCUCUCUGUGCCCCUCCUGUAACUGGAGAUUUACCCAGUGUUACUGUCAAUCCAAACAUCUCUUCUGGGACGAUGAGGAAAGUUGUGGCUGAACUUAAGGAACAUAUUGAGGACUUCUGCAAGGGGGAAUUAAGCAAAAUGACUAAAACAGUGAAUGAAGUUGCAGUUUACAGUCUGCAGGAUCCAGAGCCAAGGACCAGAGCUGAGUUUUUAAAAUAUUCCCGUCAUCUGACACUGGACCCCAACACAGCGCAUAGAAAACUCCAUCUGUCUGACGGGAACAGAAAGGUGACCCGAAGUACACAAGCCCAGCGAUAUCCUGAUCACCCAGAGAGAUUUGACAGGUGGACCCAGGUGCUUUGCAGAGAGAGUUUGUCUGGAACUCGCUGCUACUGGGAGGUUGAGUGGAGUGGGGGAGAUGCUUUUAUAGGAGUCACAUAUAAAGGAAUCAACAGGAAAGGGGGGCAGUAUGCCUGUGUCCUUGGACGCAAUGACAUCUCCUGCAGUUUGUACUGCUCUGAUUCCAUUUAUACUGCCCGGCAUAAUAACAAGAAAAUUGAAAUAAUUGCUCCCUACCGCCGUCGAAUAGGAGUGUAUCUGGACUUUACUGCCGCCUCCUUGUCAUUUUAUGGAGUCUCUGGGGACUCAAUGAUGUUCCUGCACACAUUCCAAACCACAUUCACUGAGCCACUCUAUCCUGGGUUUUGGCUUCCUUGUGUAAAUUCCAGUGUAACAAUCUGCAAGCUGAACUAGACCACUGUUAUGUUGAAAGGGAACGUUCUUAGCCUCCUUGAGUUUCUGGGUAUCUUCCAGAAGGCUUUGGUGCUUAGAAUUGUUCAUAAGCACAUAAUUAAUGCUUAAAAUAUGCUUUUAAUAUGCUUUAUAGAACAAGUAAUACAUGGUACUAUCAACAUUUCCAAAUGUGUUAUACAUGCAUCGUAGUUUGUUAAAUAUUCUGUUUAUACUGUACCAGAACUGUAUUUUUAAAAAGAAGAGCAAAUAUUUACCUUUUAUAUUAAAUCAAUAUAUCCAGGGAUGAUUCUACCUGGCAGAUCAUUUAUUAUCAACAGACUUUUCCUUAAUUUAGAACCCUCUUCAUGUCCUUGAUAGAAUGUUGAUGCCUUCAGUGGUGCAGCUAGCUUUUCAU
This is a messenger RNA of Acipenser ruthenus (sterlet), 3689 nucleotides long. RefSeq names its product tripartite motif-containing protein 16-like. NCBI's taxonomy places the organism in Eukaryota, Metazoa, Chordata, Actinopteri, Acipenseriformes, Acipenseridae. Gene Ontology annotation, molecular function: protein binding; zinc ion binding. The transcript has 6 exons. The coding region runs from base 1775 to 3295 and encodes 506 amino acids. The record is from RefSeq and is a predicted model, not a curated record.